Messenger RNA from Peronospora farinosa, 1062 nucleotides. NCBI's taxonomy places the organism in Eukaryota, Oomycota, Peronosporomycetes, Peronosporales, Peronosporaceae. The record is from the annotation of a GenBank genome assembly.
AUGUUCACAAGCCCAAGGCACGGGCUCACGCCUGAGCAAAAGCGCCUCAUCUGUCUACACGCGCGACAGUUUCCCAAGACCACCCAAACACAAUUGGGUCAAUGGGCUAAAGAGCAGUCCAAUCACGACUAUGUGCCAUCACAGGCCGCCACUAGCUACAUGCUCAAGAAACGCUUCGAACUCGUGUCUAGUGAAGAUCGCGACUACAAGAAGCUGCGCACCGUCAACUGUCCCGAGGUGUACUCGGCGCUGGCCAAUUGGUUCCUAUACUGCCAAGCAAGACGACUCAAAUUACCAGGAGAUCUCGUACGACAUAAAGCGCGCAUAUUCUAUAAGCUCCUAGCCCCGCAGCUACCAAAAGUGCAUGGAUUCUCUUUAGGAGGAGGCAAAGGCAGCAAAGGACGAACGCAACAUAAAGUAGCGGACAGUAAACCGAAAUUGACACCGGAAACGUCGGUGAUCUCCACGCCGGACCAUAUCAAGGCGGCAGUGGCGGGUGUGCCGCCGGAAAAUGUCUACUGGCUGCAUGAGACGCGGCUGUUUUACGCGAUGAGUCCGGACAGGCAAGCGUUACCAACUAACCAUCAUCCGGAAAAAAAGUUGACAAUGCUAUUGGCACUUAACGCGGACGGCAGUGAUAGACUUAACCCGUUUUUUGUGGGACCUCUCACCCAUUCCUGGAUGCCGCCGACGAUGCUACGAGACUGGCUCAUGGCACUGGAUUGGCGCAUGCGUUUUAGUAAUCGCAACAUAGUACUGAUUGUUGACUCAGUAGCUGCCAUGUGCGUGCAAAAAGCAUUGCUGUCGAAUGUAAAGAUGCAUUUUGUGGAACGCAACCACACUGGAGAGCUCUGUGUUCGAACUUUAGAAAUGGGCGUUGUGGCUGCUAUCAAGCGCCAUUACCGCUACCAGCUCUUAGACUACGCGCUUGACCGACGCGAAGAAGGUCAGCUUGAUAUCUACGAUAUUCCAUUGCAGAAGGUUGUAGAGUGGGUGGAGCUGCAGUUGCCCCGGACGACCAUAUUGAUAAAAAACUUGAUGCGCAGAUUCAAGUGCUGUUGA